Messenger RNA from Seriola aureovittata, 2383 nucleotides. Its product is annotated as leucine rich adaptor protein 1-like. The record is from RefSeq and is a predicted model, not a curated record. The transcript has 3 exons. Bases 712 to 1776 code for a protein of 354 amino acids. Gene Ontology annotation, biological process: positive regulation of canonical NF-kappaB signal transduction; positive regulation of cytokine production. NCBI's taxonomy places the organism in Eukaryota, Metazoa, Chordata, Actinopteri, Carangiformes, Carangidae.
CUUUAUGCCUCCCACAAGUUAAAUAUUAUUACAUCCACACAUUAUGUGGACAUGUUGCCAUGAGUACAUUUGACACAGGAGCUGACCCCAGGAUGAGUUCAGAUUUGAAUACCUACCAGCACUGUAAUGUAUACACAGCAUUAGGCUGUGUAUAUCCCAUAGUCUGCAUUACAUUGAGCAUAACUGCAGUUAUUGGUUUACUGGCUAUAGUCACAUUUUGAUGUAAUAUUUUUGAUAGGAUGUUAACCUGUAUAUGGGCUUGUUUGUUUUUCAUGUGGUGCAAUCAGGGUUUAAUUUGUUGGACUAGACCAGUAACACCCUGUUGAUUAGACUAAUCAAGGUAAUAAAGACAGUCAGUCAUCGUUUCACUGGUUUGGAAUAUGUAAUGCAAUCAUUGGUGCACACAGGUGUCACUGCAGCCUCUCCAUGUGACUCCGCGUGGAAUGAAACUCAAACUCCCCCACCAUUGUUCCACACAAAGAGCAUUUCCACUUUCCAGCAUCAUGUUCUGGGCCACAUACCAGUAAUACCUCUGUAGUGUGAAUGGUGACAGCCGUCAGCUCGUUCACACUUCCAGCGUUUUCACUGCUCGUUCUGCGCUUCUGUGGCGAAGUUUGUCUUUCACCAUCAUGGUUUAAUGUGGAGAGUUCAGGAAUAUAGCGUGAGUGACUGAGUGUGUGUGUGUGUGUGUGUGUGUGUGUGUGCGUGUGUAUGUGUGUGUGUGCGCGCGUGAAAGAGAGAGAGAGUGUAAUUUCACACAGUGGAAGUUGGAAAGGUGAAGUGACUUUACGCACAAACUCCUCUCCAUCCAAAGAGCGGGAAUACUUGGAAGUAAAAGAGUGUGGAGGAGGAGGAGGACGAGGAGGAGAAGGAGGGAUGGCGGAGGAAAGACUCGACGAUUCGUUUCCAGAGCUGAAAGAGGUGGAAAAUAAGAUCGGGAGGAAAACACCGGAGAGUCUUCUGAUGUGGAUGAGGGAUGCUGCGGACUGCGGAGACGGCUGGAGGUCUGAUGUGGUCGACAACGGAGACCACAGCUCCGAACUCAGCGGUGGCUUUUCUGACAAGAUCAGCAGCUUAAAACAAGAGAUGAGGUGGCUACGUUCUGCAGACGUAAGGAUUCUGCGUCAGCUGGUGGCCGUGCACGAGGGUAUCGAGGCCAUGCGUUGGCUGAUGGAGGAGCGGGGAGCCUUAGUCAGUCGAGGCAGCAGCUUGACAGGCAGCCUGAGCAGCCUGGUCACUGUGGAGGAGGGGCCCUCAGGGACCCCCUGCAGGGAAAGCCCCAGUCCAACCUGCCCCCACACUGAUGAUGGUGAUUCAGACCACAAGAGCUACUUUGACGUGCUGAGCCCCGAGUCUACUGAAGCGAGACCUCACAGUCCUUCCAACUUCAACUCUGAAGUCAGUGGUUCCACACAUGGCAGGCAUGGUCUGGCAUCGUCUAAUCCUGCCAAUGGCUCGGUUGGUGCCAGUUUACAAAAGUCACAACCGCAGGACUUGGACAUGGAUCCAUUUGAAGAUGUGAAAGCUGGCACCAUCAGAAGAGCUCUGCUCAGAUCUAACAGACCAAGAAAUAAAGUGGAUACUGGUAGUCUUACCCUGGCCCAAGAGUCCGGGGAGACACAGACAGAAGACAGUCUGCCUCAGGAGAGUUUCGAUGCCUCUCAGAGCAAGAUGAUGGAAGAGGAAAGCAGUCCACCUGAUGGCGAGAAGUUGUUGCUGGGGUACGAUGCUCAAUGGUGCUGGGUGGAGUCACAGGAUGAUGUGACGUUUUUAUGAUUUCUGUAAGCUGCUACACCUCAACCGUUAAUGUAACUGACAGCAAUGCAGUGGGAUUUAAAAUGCACUUUGAUACUCAGUGUAUCCUGUUAGAAUAAGAAUGAUGAUGCUUAACGACGAAUAUGUCACUUUUAGACUCACUCUGUCAAUGGUUUUGUUUACACUGUUUGUGUUUUUCAUUAUCUAUGUGUAUUUUAGGAGUUUCAAACCACAUAAAUUACAAAAAAAUGUAAUGAAAUUAUGAAUAUUAUGGCUUUUUUUUCUUUUUUGUUUAAAAGAAAUGAUAGAAACCUCCAUUCUUGGCUGAAAAAUGUUCUAGACACUGGGGAUUUAAUUAUUAGUAUGACAUAUACAGGAUUAAGAACUUCUUCCUUUUAUUGUAUGAAAAAAUGCAAUUAUUGAUAAAAAGUUACAGUAGUUAAUUAUUUCAGAUACUUUUUCUCUCAUAUAUUGUCCAGUCUUGAUGAAAUCUUUCACGCUUUAAGUUAAUAUGGAUACUAUGACACAACGAGAUAUAGUGAGGAUUCAAGAUGAUGCUGUUGUUCUGCUUAAAUUGUUAUGCAAUGAGCUUAUUAUAUCUUUUGGUAAUAAAGAAGGCAAAAAUGUC